Messenger RNA from Trichoderma harzianum CBS 226.95, 1371 nucleotides. RefSeq lists its product as hypothetical. The transcript has a single exon. The record is from RefSeq and is a predicted model, not a curated record. The coding region runs from base 8 to 1084 and encodes 358 amino acids. Lineage: Eukaryota; Fungi; Ascomycota; Sordariomycetes; Hypocreales; Hypocreaceae.
CGCCAUCAUGGUCAACUGGACAUAUGACGAAACACAAAGCUUGUCCCUGCACUCGCAAUUGGGAAGGCUUUUUCUGACGCAUGAAGCUCUCGUCUUGGCCACUCUCCAAUAUCAGAUGCAAGAUUGUGGUGAAGCAGAGCACUCAGGUCCGACAGUAUCGCUUGCGCGUGCAGAAGAGCGCCGCAAACUCCUUUUUUGGCACGUGUAUGGCCUCGAUGCUUUCCAUAGCUUGGACCAGAAGACUAUGUCACGAAUUCCAGACGGCAAAAACAGCGAAGUCUCAUCAAAGUUGCCCCGGAUUGACUCUGGGAGCUAUCUCGAUGCUGUUCUUAGUCUGGCCAUUGUUGCGAGGGAGAUUUUGCAAGCUUUGGUGACGGUCAGCACAAAACGAAAUGGCGUUAAAUGUACCGACUUGAUGAAUAUCUAUGACAAGCUCAUUCAUUGGCAGAAACACGUCUGUCCUUCUCAUCUUCGCAGAAAGAGGGAUGCUGAUGGCAGACUGGUACCAUUGACCAUAAACGAGUCAAGUAAGACUAAGUUUCUUCAACCAUUGCACUGCUCUAUCCUUUGGCUUCUGGAAAUCAACUGUUACAUGCAGAUUGAAGAUUGCCUCUCGCAGUAUGGCGUGCAAAAUGGAGCUCCUUUGGAGGGCGAGAUGAUGGCUCUCCGAGUGGAAUUCGAGGCCCUUCGUGCCGUGCAUGACGGAGUGGAGAUAUCUCGAUGGAUGAGGCAAUAUUCAGCUUCAACGACGCGUGGUGGCAUCACACUGAGCCAUUCUCUAAUCGAUCUUGCACCAUCAAUUGCACGCGACAUUUGUGCCGGCUUAUGCUAUUGGACAUGUGAGCGUGGCAAGAGAGUGUUCCGUCAUGGUUCCUCAGGUCUCACCAAUAUUCGCCCCAGAAAUCGGCAACAAGAAGGAAAAAGCGAAAAAGACCAAAGGAAGCAAGAUGUCAACGACUACAGAGAAGGUGCCAAGGAAUUUCGCAGUGCCGUGGCAACGGCAACAUCACACAGAGAUACAAAAUAUGUUCUGGAGCGGCUGGACAAGCAGAUUGCCUCGUUUGAGCAAGCCGUGGCACAGUAGUUCUCGGAUCGGACCUGGGAGGUGCCGACGAGAUGCUUGAAAUCCAGCCUUUGCAGAAAACAACAGCAAGGAUAUCGCCGUUCCACAGCAGACAGCCUUGGAGAAUUUUGGCCCGCAGGAUUUAAUCCUAGGUGUUCAAUGAAAGACCAGCAUUGAUACAUGUGCAUCAGACAUGACGUAGAGUUAGCUGUCUAACUGAGUCAAUGACAACAGAGGCCAGCGACCGGCCGACAUGAUGAGGUCAGUCGCAUAAUGGGCUACGAUUCAUGAGGCCAAACAAAAACAAG